Molecule: messenger RNA, 189 nt
Organism: Sphenostylis stenocarpa
Lineage: Eukaryota; Viridiplantae; Streptophyta; Magnoliopsida; Fabales; Fabaceae
Source: the annotation of a GenBank genome assembly
AUGGAGAAACAGGCUAAGAAGUGUGAUCAUGGGCACAUCAACAACAAAGAAACAAAGAAUGAUAAAACAUCAUCGUCUAACUCGACCACAAUUGUCUUGAAAAUCGAUAUGCAUUGUGAUGAAUGCGCUUCAAAAAUCAUCAAAUGCCUACGAGGCUCCGAUGACAACAGUUAUGCUGAAGGUGUUUAA